UUGUUUACUUUCCGACGCACACCAGCCGGCGGGCAGCGUAUAAAUGGACAGAGCUGCCCUUCUUCCCUGGACUGUCGCCGCCGCCACACCGCCAAGAUGUUUCUGCCACGGGGUGUUCUCUCUGCGUUCGGUCUCGCCAUCUUGUUUCACGCACAAGUAUUUGCUGAUAACACAGCGACAGUUGGCGUCUACUAUGAAACGCUAAGCCCAGCGUGCAGAGAAUUCUUCAUAAACAAGCUGCUUCCGACUUAUGGAUAUGCUCCAGAUCGUAUCACCGUUACACUGGUCCCAUUUGGCAACACUGUGGUUAAUAGCACGAAUCCUAUCACUUUCAUAUGCGAGCACGGUGAAAAGGAGUGUGAAGGACUCAAAAUCCACUCGUGUGCCGUAGCCCUCGUCCAAGACCAGAACUCGCUGCUAAGGCUGGCGGAGUGCACGAUCCGCAACCAGACAGACCCAGAAGCAAUUCUGACUGAGUGUGCCACGACCCUGGGGAUCGAAUGGAGGCCGAUAGCGGACUGCGCCAAGGCGGCGAGGGGCAGCCAACUGCUUAAACUGAACGGAGACAAAACUAAAGAGCUGAACCCAGGAGUUGAGGAACUACCCACCAUCACGUUGAACGGGAGCCAGAACGAUGAAACACAAUUACGCACAAACCUCUGGAAUGAGAUUUGUAAAGUGUUGCAACCGAAGCCUUCAACUUGUCCAUGACUUGAAUCACGCUCCAGUGGCUAACACGAAGGAAUAGAAGACUAUGGCAGAGCACGGAAUCUGAUUGUCAGCCCACAUUAUAUUACUGUAUAAAAUAAAAUGUUAUUAUGAACAUA
Molecule: messenger RNA, 827 nt
Organism: Schistocerca americana (American grasshopper)
Lineage: Eukaryota; Metazoa; Arthropoda; Insecta; Orthoptera; Acrididae
Product: gamma-interferon-inducible lysosomal thiol reductase-like
Exons: 6
Coding region: 97-711 (204 amino acids)
Molecular function (GO): oxidoreductase activity, acting on a sulfur group of donors, disulfide as acceptor
Source: RefSeq, a predicted model, not a curated record